AGUGGCUACAUAGGAGGAGACGUCCUAUAUGAGCUUCUGAGAGUGCAUCCUGAAUGGGAACACAGUAUCACUUGUCUAGUGCGAAACCCAGCUCAUGAAGCACAAUUCAAAGCAAGAUACCCAAAACUAAGGCUAGUUUUUGCUACGCUUGACCAAACAGCUAUUAUUGAGGAGGAGGUAGCAAAACAUGAGAUAGUCCUUCAUUUUGCGAUGAGUGCGGACAAUGUGCCAUCUGCGACAGCGAUUGUGAACGGAUUGCGGAAGAGGGGGGGGAGGGACAAAGCUGUUCAUCGCAAUGUCGACAAAAUUGUCUUGGCAGCUGGCUCUGAUACACUGAAGACUGCGAUUGUUUGUCCUUCAACUGUUUUCGGAGCCGGAAGGGGCCCUGUCUUGCGGAGAACCGAACAGAUGUAUAAUCUCACUAGGCUUAUUCUUGAAACUGGCAAGGGGCUUCAGCUAGGCGAUGGGAAAUCUUUCUGGAAUUCCGUUCAUAUUCAUGACCUGUCUCGUUUAUAUAUUCGCCUGAUCGACGAAGCUAUUUUCGGAGGAUCCAAAGCUUCAUGGAACUCCGAGGGCUAUUACCUCGUGGAAGGUGGGGAGUACUUCUGGGGGGAUAUCUGUCGCAGAAUUACGAGAGAGGCGUAUAAGCUUGGACUCCUGGGCUCGGAAGAGAUGAUGGUGCUUGAUAUGGAGGACCGUGCAAUAAUGGCGCCUGCCGGCCGUCCUGUGGCUAACUAUACA
Penicillium subrubescens is the source of this 741-nucleotide messenger RNA. RefSeq lists its product as uncharacterized. The annotation marks the transcript as partial. The record is from RefSeq and is a predicted model, not a curated record. NCBI's taxonomy places the organism in Eukaryota, Fungi, Ascomycota, Eurotiomycetes, Eurotiales, Aspergillaceae. The transcript is spliced from 2 exons.